This is a messenger RNA of Spea bombifrons (plains spadefoot toad), 1221 nucleotides long. Its product is annotated as G-protein coupled receptor 39-like. NCBI's taxonomy places the organism in Eukaryota, Metazoa, Chordata, Amphibia, Anura, Pelobatidae. The transcript is spliced from 3 exons. Gene Ontology annotation, cellular component: membrane. The record is from RefSeq and is a predicted model, not a curated record. Gene Ontology annotation, molecular function: G protein-coupled receptor activity. Bases 1 to 1221 code for a protein of 406 amino acids. Gene Ontology annotation, biological process: G protein-coupled receptor signaling pathway.
AUGACCGAUGACCGAUGGAGAGCUCAGGACCUGAAGAUUUCCUGUAGCGCUGGAUACCCUAUUGUUGAGGCAAUGCCUCCAGUAGCAGAAACCUCAGAGGCACCGAUCAAACUCAGCACAUGCGCAAAGUCUGUGGUAUCUCUGGCAUACGUACUCUUGCUAGUGGCUGGCAUUCUUGGAAACACUCUGGUUCUUCGAGUCCUGCAUGGCUUCCGAAGCGGGCGUAGCGUGCAGGCUUCUCUCAGGCACCAUAUGUGUAGCCUGGCAGCCUGCGAUCUCCUGCAGUUGGUACUUGGCAUUCCAGCAGAGCUGUACGGAAGUAUCUGGAGUUCUUUCCCGUGGCCUUUGGGCACUGCUGGCUGUCGAGGCUUCUACUACUUGUGGGAGGUUCUUUGUUAUGCUGCCAUACUCAAUGUGUUAUCUCUAAGCUGUGAAAGGCAUCGGGCCACAUGCCAACCCCUGAGUCUUCACCUACGAAAAGCCUCAGGUGUGCGUCUCCGUCUCUGUCUGCUGUGGCUUGCUUCUUUUCUGGCUGGGCUUCCAAUAUUUUUCUCCAUGGGUUUAGAAGACGUCUAUGAAGAAGCUGUGAAGGGUCAACUGUUGGUGUGCACACCACUCAACCACUGGAGGGGGCUUUUCACCAUUGGCGUCUGGAUGUCCUUCGUAACCUAUCUGGGUGUUCUGCUGGUUGUGGCUGUAACCUGCUGGAGGAUGAGGAGGGCACUGGAGGAAAGCGGGACCUCCCUGGAGGUCCCAGGACCCGGUGGGUCUGUCCAGCUACUUGGCAGAUGUUGCAGUGGACAGACGAUCGCAGUCCGUAGACAGAAUGCGCGAAUGCUGGGAUGCAUUGUUGGAGCGUUGGCUGUGUGUUGGUUACCUUUUCAGGCUCGGCGUCUAAUGACGGUCUUGCGCAGGAAGAAUGAAUGGACGGAGAUCUAUUAUCGUUCGUAUAUUACCCUGCAGCCCAUCACCCACUGCUUCUACUACCUCAGCUCUUGCCUCAUCCCUCUCCUUUACAAUCUGACAUCACGAAGCUUCCGUAGAGCCUUCCUGCACAGCAUCACACCCUGUGCAAAGGGACCACCAUCUGCGCCGUCUGCUUCCUGGCAUGUCCCACAUAGGGAAGAAGGGAUCAGAUUGCCCUUAACAGGACAAGACACCAGGCUCGUCGGGAGAGGGAGCACCAUAUCGACAUCUACCCCAAUGCAAUCAACAAUCUAA